UUCGGUACUUGGGUAUUCGCUGCACAGAGAAGAGAAAAAAAAACUUUCCUCGGACGCAAAAAUCUAUCCUGUUUUCCAUAAUUAUUCUUUCCUCACUUCCCGGUCACUAGCAACGGCACUGCAGCGGAGCAACAGUGCAAUCGUCUGUCCCAAUCUUCCACCAACCGAAAAUCAAUCGGCAAGGCAAAGCUUCCAGUUACCGUGAUACAACAUCGACAAUCUCCGUCGCCAGUGCUUCCAGUGGUUUUGUUAUUGUGGCCACUGUGGCGUACGCUGCACCGUGUUUGAUGCAUUUGGCUGCCGAGAUUUGCUAGAGUCGAGUGCUGAGUGAUAGUGCGACGGUCCGGUCCGAAAAUGAUAACCAUCGAUAAGAUCAAGGAAAACUUUCCCAUCCAUUGGCACGUGUGGAAUAAUGAUUAUCAGGAGCUGCAGCAAGCCAUCGGCGAGAAAACGCAUGACCUGGAAAAGCUGGAUCCACGGGGUCGAACACCGCUAAUGCUGGCGGUAAAACUGUGUCACCUGGAAUGCGUCAAAGCGCUGCUGGCCGCUAAAUGUAACGCCAACGUCGAAUGUGACGGAUGGUCAGUCGUACAGGAAGCCGUCUGCUCCGGUGAUCCGAACAUUCUGACCGCCAUCCUGGAGGUGCGUGAUCUGCAACGGCACAUCAAGCGCGUCUCGCACGUGCCCCAGCUGCUGCAGCACCUGCAGGACACGCCCGACUUUUACAUCGAGAUGAAGUGGGAGUUCACCAGCUGGGUGCCACUAAUGUCGCGCGUCUGCCCGAGCGACACGUACAAGGUGUUCAAGCGGGGCUCGAACGUGCGCAUCGACACGACGCUGCUCGGCUUCGACAACAACACCUGGCAGCGGGGCAACCGGAGCUACAUCUACAAGGGCCAAUCGAAGACGGCGAGCAUGAUCGAGAUCGAUCACGACACGGGCGAGGUGUCGGUCGAGCACAUGCGCAACAUCGAGGACGAAAACAUCGACGGCAUCCGGCCGAGCCGGGAGGCGGUGAACCUGCGCCUGCAGGCCCCGGUUAUCUGCAACCACAUCGACAUGGACAAGAUCAGCUUCGAGCGGAACAAGUCCGGCUUCUGGGGAUGGCGCAGCGAGAAGGUCGAAUCGAUCAACGGGUACGAGUGCAAGGUGUACGGGGCGAGCAACGUGAAGUUUAUCACGCGCACCCGCAACGAACACUUGGGCAGUGAGCAGGCGAGGGUGAAAAACUCCCGCACCCCGCUGCAGCACUUCCUCGGCAUGACGGAGGAAGACUACGACCAUGCGGCGGUGGCCGGUUCGAGUACAAGUGCGCUUAGGGGAGGAGAGCAGCCACCGCCGCCCAGUGCCCCGUCGUCGCCGUGUAACAAUGGUUCGGAGGAUCGCACGCCGGAUGGAGCGGAGGGCGAGUGCAGUGGCACCGCGCAGGAGGCGGCACCGUCGGCCGAAGAGUACUUCUCCGACGUGGACCUGAACGGGCGAGACGUCGGUAAACCAAAGCGAAUCACUGCCAAAGAGCAAAUGUUUAAGGCCAACAUCUGGCUGAGCGAAGAGUUCCCGAUCAAGCUGCAGGAGCAGGUGCUGCCGAUACUGGACCUCAUGUCCACGAUGGCCAGCCCGCACGUGUCGAAGCUGAAGGACUUUAUCACGAUGCAGCUGCCGUCCGGAUUUCCCGUUAAAAUUGAAAUUCCACUCUUCCACGUGCUGAAUGCGGUCGUCACGUUUGGGAACGUUUUUGCGAUCGAAAACCCGGUCCCGCACGUCAGCCAUAUCCGCGAGAGCGACGAGCGGGUGACGUGCGUGAUCGACGACGCGUGCUUCGAAGCGCCGAGCGGGUACGGUGUCCGGCGGGGCAUCGCCGACUUCCGGCAGCAGCUCACGUUCGAGGACGAGGACGAGCUGAUGCAGUUCGCCAUCCAGCAGAGCCUGGUUGAUUCGGGCAGCGAGAACGACAAGGUGGACAUCUGGGAGGCACUCAAAGCGCCGAGACCACUGACGCCGCUGUACUACGAGGACGAGCAGCUGCAAAGUUCCUCUGGUCGAGCGACCUCGCCCGAGACGAAAAAAUCGGGAAACUCACUGGGUGGCAUGCUGCCCACUUCCAUCGCUAGAAGUCCGCUAAAGAAAUUGUUUUCCAAAAGUUAAUCAGCUUUCGCUAUAUGCGCUUUUUCAAUGUGUGUUUUUGUGUGCGUGUGCGUCACUGCUUAAAAGUACUUUUUUAUCAAAGCAAUCUUUUGUGUAAGCUUUUGUGUAGUGACCAACCAAUGGAGGGCACACAAAACACACAUUUCCCUGUGUCUGAUUUAUCAAACCAUCCCACCAGAAAAUAGUUUAACAAUUUAGUGUCAAAUUUGAUUUCGAAUGCCACAGUUCUAAAUUACUGUUCGCCGGCCAUACACGUUGCAAAUAGAAACGGCAUGUUCCUAUGGUCAACUGACAAGAAUCUCCGUGCACAGACUCCUCCUCCACCACCUUCAUGUGUACUGCUGGCUGUGUGCGUUUGCAUACAUGUAGUUGUGCGUAGGCCGCCACAUCGCCAUAGUAACGAUUUCGCAUAUUUUGUCCACGUUGCCUAACGUUUAUUUUUACGUGUAAGUACCAUGUGUUGUACUGCUCCCUUCGUCGCCAUCGACUAUUCUCUGUUGCGCCCGUGUAGGAGAGAGGAUGAGUCAGGCCGCUGCUGCUGCAAACAGAGUACGAACAGAAGUUUCUAAUAUAAUGAAAACAUUACUAUGUGUCUUGUUAGUCAAGCACAAUUAUGUAGCGCAUCUAAUCAAGCAUUUAAGUAAACUUAUUUAUUCUACCCGGUAACACAUUUCAUUUGUUGUAAGGCUGUGUUGUUUACGAUAACGCUUUUGUGUUUACUUAUGCAUAUUUUAUGUUUUAAGGCGUUACACUCAAAUUACAUUUCGUUGAUGAAUAUGUUUCGCUUCGUGUACUGAAUUCGCCUCGCAGUGUAGGAAAUGUGUAUUUGCUCUAACCCCCUCCCUUCACAAACACUGUCCGCCGUAGAUGCUGGUACACUCUCCACCUUCCCUUCCCAUUGACUACUCUGCAUCUCCCCAAAUAUGUGAGUCGACUUCGCUGCUGUAAAAAACCCAAAAUCCCCCCAAAAAAAAAAUCCGUAUUGCUAGUAAAACAACAAAAAACCCACACCAUGGUUCGCUUCUCUAUGUUGUGUAAUUCACAGAGCUUUGCAAGAAUCACUGAUAACCGGAUUUCAAAGCAGUAGCGCAGCGACCGCCACCACCACCGCCGCCGCCGCCGCCUCUACGCUCCCUCCCGCCCUAGCCCUCGACCAUCCUGGCGGUCCAGCGGAUGCCUCGCCGGACGAACCCGACUCCGUGCCCGACUAUCUCGACCCGAACCUGGAGCUGGCAAUCAAACUGAGCCAGGAAGAGGAAACGCGCCGCGAAGAGGAACGUCGGCGGGAGGAAGAAAUGUUGGCGGAAGUGUUGCGGCUCAGCUUGCAGGACAAAUAGGGACACUACGGCCGCGGCGGAGCGAUUGCGAUGACGUUGGUGAAGGUGUGGAAAAAAAUAGAUGCUUCCGUACGAAGAUAAUCGAAUGCGAUCGAUCAACUGUGAACGAAACGACGGAUGACAUUGAAAUGGCGUCCUAUGCAGACACGGACCCCUGCGUGCAUCUUCCAACGUGCAGAAACCUCAUCCCCAUCCCUUACGAGGUGCUAAGCGAAGACGGGCGUAUUAGCGUGGAAUUUAGACCCGGUGCGUAUUAUUUAAUUCGAGUUAACCACAACGUUUACGCUGCCAUAGCAGAACGAACACAAAUGCGCCAAAGGGUGCACCAUCCUAUCAAAGCCAAGCGCUCACGCACGAAAGGGAAAGUACAACGGAGUGUGUGGAGUGUGGGUCGCGUGCGUCAGUUGUCCCGAACCGAUCCCACUUUAAAUCAAUUGGUACGCUGCUCCCUUCCUACCUAGUGCGUAACGCGGUCCUUUAUGAUAACCACUCUUAACGUCCCGUAGCUUCUUAUUUAUUAGUACCGUGACAUCAAGUGAUGCGCUAGAGCAAUAAUGCAAACGCAAAUCUUUACGCCCAUUCCCAUUAUUCGGGUUCGAAAAGAAAAACCCUCUUCCGCUCCCGCGCAAACAAAACAAAAACUUACCCCACACAACAAUCGUCUAGAGAGGAGGAGAGAAAAGAAUGAAAAAGAGAGGAAAAAACAGUGGAAAAGGAGGUAUGUUUCCUACAUAGUAUAUGUAUAUGUACGUACGUAUGAACUACGCGCUCAUACAGGUACAACAAACCAAUUGAUGCGUGCGCCAAAGCUGAUUCUUGCGGAUGAUUUUUUUUUCGUUUUGUUUCUGUUUUUCGAUAGCUAUUAAUUAAUGUACACUAUACCUACUACCUGAAAGGCGUAAGUAAGUAAGAGCCAGGAUAAAGCAAAAACCCUAAAGUGAAAUACAAAACUAUUUUAUACUAAUCGCUUCAUAAUCACAGUCAAUAAAUUUUAUCUAUUUAUACUA
Anopheles gambiae (African malaria mosquito) is the source of this 4489-nucleotide messenger RNA. RefSeq names its product ankyrin repeat domain-containing protein 13D. The record is from RefSeq and is a predicted model, not a curated record. Gene Ontology annotation, cellular component: cytoplasm. The transcript is spliced from 5 exons. Lineage: Eukaryota; Metazoa; Arthropoda; Insecta; Diptera; Culicidae. Bases 355 to 2145 code for a protein of 596 amino acids. Gene Ontology annotation, molecular function: protein binding.